Messenger RNA from Polyodon spathula (Mississippi paddlefish), 2375 nucleotides. RefSeq names its product protein FAM104A-like. NCBI's taxonomy places the organism in Eukaryota, Metazoa, Chordata, Actinopteri, Acipenseriformes, Polyodontidae. Bases 834 to 1211 code for a protein of 125 amino acids. The record is from RefSeq and is a predicted model, not a curated record. The transcript has 3 exons.
UAUUGCGCAGCCGCGCUGUCAUGUAAACAGCAGCUGGGGUUUGUAGCGAUACAAGGGAAGAAAUCCUCCUAAAAUACCGCAUUUAAAUUAUAGGGGUGGGAGUAUUUUAAUAGAGGGGGUUAAACACACCCUAGCCUUGCUGCUGUUAAAAUCGACGCAGAUAGAGAAUAAAACCGGGGGUCAAUGGUUGUAAGAUUUGGGGUACAACUAGCGACUGGUGUUCGAUCCUGGGAGGCUAACUGUUAAUACAGGGCAAAAAGGGGCAACAAAGACGGGUUUAAAAUUAUUGUUUUAGUUUGGUGAUUCGGAUAUAACGCCGAUCCAGUAUCUUUAAGGGCUGAAACGUAUGUAUCUAUGACUUGACUGGAAUCUGUCACUAACUAAGCUGGUGUGGAGUUCUUUGUGACCGGCUUCGCUUGCUUGUUGUGAGGUAGAGCCUCCAGUAAUGACAAUUGCCUGAUAUGGAAAAGGGGCUGGGUUAAUUUCACAGGUUAUCCAUUAAAAGUAAACAGACGCCAAGACGUUGCUAGAGCAGGAGCAUUACUAGGCCCCGAUUACUCGAAUGAAAAUGAAGGCCGGUGUGGUUUGAUUUUAUUGAGCUCCUACCAGCUGCCGGCGCCACAGUCCCAAGUUCAUAACCACGGCAGCCCGACUGUAAACUUGACGCAAGAUUUGAACACUGAAUAAACCCCUAUCUAUUUCAAGUUAAAUGUGGAGAUGCGAGGUUGCAGCAGAGUGACUUGAGAAGCUGACUGAACGGGGACGGGAUACAAACUAAGCGAAGAGGAACUCAAAGGGAUUUCGUUUGAACACAUUGGACCACAAUCUGUUAGAUGUUAUCAGAAAGCAGGAAGCGCCCUCGGAGCUGUGACGACGAUGACAGCCAGCUUCUCCCACAGUCCAAACGGGACGGAAGCAGCAACCCUCUCUUCCCAGAGCUGGGCCGGGACAUCUGGGAUUCAGAGUCAUCGAGCAGCGACAGUAGUGCAAUCAGCAGCCCGGAAUGUGCUGGGAGCAGCAGCAGCCAGCCUGCCGAGGCAGGAGGAGGCCACUUGAAACUGGGGACUUUCAGCUCCGCUACCUCGUCCUCUGUGCACUUUAACGAAGAGUCUGCCUCGCUGAGCCAGGGCUCCUACCAACGAAUCAACCGCAUCCUGCGAGAGGCACACUUCCACAGCCUGCAGAGCCGCGGGCCCCCGGGAGACACGUGAUUCCCACCUCACCCCCCACCCUCCAGCACCUCUAACACCUUCUGUGAAGGACGGAGGGGGCAGGACCCCUCGCGGCCGCGGGGAAGAAACACGGAUUCCCGUUUGGAGAGUGAGCCCCGAGAGAGUGGAUUUCAAUUCUUUCACAACCUUUGUCCAGUUGACUUCUUCAUUAUCAUCUUCAGUUUGCAUUUUAAUUUAAAUCAUUUCCAAUCCCUCUAUUUCCUUGUCAUAAUAGUUGAGUGUCUUCAACAAGUGCUUCAUUUUAGCAGCCCGAUUGUCACUUCUUAUGGCCUUGCCAGUUAUCUCACUAGCAGGCCAGGUAUUUUUCAAAUUAUUAGAUCAUUUUUGUCUUGUCUACUUGAAUGUGACAAUCGGGCGUCCUCGUAGCUGGGGAAAUGAAAAGCUUACACAAGCUAUUUACAAUAAAAUCAGGACAGUAUUCUUUUGGAUCACUCAAACGUUGAUCACUACCUUUCUGUUCUACUUUGAAGUGACAGCGGGGUCUAAUUACUGAUCUAAACAGCAAGUUUAGAUUUAGAUAAGUUUGAUUUAGAUAAGUGUGAAAUUCCAUUUAUUAAUCCUCAGAUAGGACACAGGACUUCUCUAUUAUAGAUAGCCUCCAUCUGAGAAGGACCAGAAAAGUGCUUCAUUUUAGUUUUUUUGCACUGAAUGCUGGAAAUAAUGCAAGCCACACUAAGGCACACUUGCCCGACGUGACCUGUAUAUAACAGAUCAGCUUGAGGACAUGCAUCUAAAUCAGCUUCCCACUAAUUAUAGCCCAUAGCGUUAGUAGUAACUGUUAAAGAAGGUUUGCUGGUGUAGAGCUAAAGUAAGAGAAGUGUACUACUCAAGAGAAUAUAUACACUGUUUAGACUAUCAUUUUACCCUGCCCAAAAUAUUUUUGUAUGCAUUCUAUAAAGGUUAAUUUUCUUUUAUUGGAAUUUGUUACAUUUAGUUUCUCCCAUUAUAUGUAUACAAAUCAUGUACUGACUCAGAACUUCUGUUUGCUCAGAUUAAGUCAAUAGUUGUUUUGGAUGCACUGUGCAACACAGGGUUAAAAUGCCUCUCUAGCUUUUUGGUCAAUUUUUUUUUUUUGAACCAGACACCAGGCUUGGUGACUGAGUCAGAUAACCUUUAACCUGGUAUCCACAGCCCCACAGCAAG